Molecule: messenger RNA, 7947 nt
Organism: Klebsormidium nitens
Lineage: Eukaryota; Viridiplantae; Streptophyta; Klebsormidiophyceae; Klebsormidiales; Klebsormidiaceae
Source: the annotation of a GenBank genome assembly
AUGGGGGACCAUGUCGUGGAUGUUUCACUAACGGUGGACGGGGCCAGAAGCAAGCUGCCUGUUCCGGAGACCUCUAUGAAGGUUCUGCUAGGAAAGCUAGGCCACCCUCUGCCUGAGGUCCGGUGCCGCAGUCUGCGGAGCCUCAAGCUGAAGAUGGAGCACGGCUUACUGCGCCUGGCAGACGCUGCGGAGGAGGAAUACUUGCUGCGGCAGCUUUUGGAAUGGUUCAAUCGAGAAGGCUGCCAGCAGGAGGAAGAGGUUCUGGGGCUACUGGCACAGCUGGCACAGCGGGCGCGAGCACGGCUCCUACUGUGCGACCUCGGCGCUCUCGACUUCCUCGAGACCAUGCGCGCGCACAGCCCUGCCCGCCUCCACCCCCCCAUUGACAAGCUCGCCGCAGUGCUCCUGUCAAACCCCCAGCCUCACCAACCGGACACCACAGAAUCUGCAAACCCAAGCAGAGCAGGGCCCGCUCUUGCUCAGCCUCUUCAUACCGAGCAAGAUUCUCGACAUGGUGCGCCCUCAUUCAGAGUGACUGAGAGAAGGUCGGGGCAAGGGGCACCGUCAGACCGGGCUUCUCUUGCUCCUGGGGUAACCCGCCCCCCUGUUGCAACAAAGACCUGGGAGGAGGAAGGAGGGGAGUUAUUACAAAACCCUUUGAGUCUUGCCUCCAUUUUGUCGCGUCCUCCUGCUCAGCGGGGGGUACAACCGGAACCCCAGCCGCAGCUUCGGCCCCACCCCCCCGGAAGGUUCAAAGACCCCCCCAAACUAGCGGAGGAGCCGUUGCCUGACCUGUGGCUUCCGGAGGUUCCUCUACGGCCCUCCGACGACCAGUACCUCUUUGAACUCAACCUCAAACUCCAGUGUAUCGGCGACCCCCGGAUCGUUAGAGCGGCGCUUGCAGAGCUUUGCAAUAGGGCGGUUCACGAUCUCCCCCCUGAGGCGCUCCUGCAGAAGCACCCCAUCCUAGAUAGCGUCCUUUCCCUGGCGCACCCGGUGGGGUCUCCCGGCGACCUCGACAUAGCGGCGCUUAACUUUGUGGCCGCCCUGGUGAAGCGCACGGGGGGAGCACUGCGUCUAUCUAGAGACGAGAGCUUUGCGGUGCACCUGGGAGGGGAGUCCGAGCCGUCAAACGUGUCGCCGAACCAUCCGACGUCGUUUCUCAGGAGCAGCUACCCGAUUGCAAAACGGGCACGCACGUCCAAAGGAGAAGCGUUCGGCAAGCUUCGGGGGAGGAUUAUCGGGGAGCGGGUUGUGGACGUGAGCAAACACACGCACGAGAUUGCGAUGCACAUGCUGAAGCUGCUCGCAUUGGAGAAGCGGCUGGAAAGGGCGGUGGGCAUUCUCCGGGAGUUGCUGCCCUUGUUGCGGCCGCAGGAGGAGGGCCAUGGAGAGAAGCUCGGCUCCAAGACCCGAGUGCGCUUCGCCCAAUACUUCCACAUAGUCACUGACGCCCUCCACUCCCAUACCCACUCCUCCCCUAGCCCCCUCACUCAACUCACCGGCGUCACCCCCCCAGCCGACGCAGACCUUGCUUCCGCGGCAGCAGCCCUGCCGCCCUUUCUAGUUGUCCUCUCUGUCGGCUGUGCUUUGGUGCGGCUGCUGCCAGCAACUAGUGUGGGAGAGAUUGUGCCAGCGGCGCUCGCAGAGGCGAUCGGCGCAGUGGCGCGGGACGAAGUCUUGGCAGCCUGCGUCACGGGGGUUCGGACCGAGAUGCUGCCUUACCUCGCCGUUUUGGACCCUCGGCUCCAUCAACAGCUCUCGCAAGCCCAGUACGCAUACUCGGCCUCAAAAGCCGCAGCUUCGGUCCUCUCUCGUUACAAGAACCCAGACAGCUCCAGAGAAGCCGACCCGAGUCCGGAAAGCGUCGAGAAGUCUGGCUCCGCUUUGGAAGCGCUGGAAACGGUUCUCGCAGCGGUCUCGUCUUUGGCGUUCUCGGGAGACGAAGAGACGGCUCGACAGAUGGUGGCGCUAGUCAAAAGAGUCCUUCGGGAGCGGAGUCUGGCGGAAGAGAGGCGGAUCCCAGGGGAAAAGGGGGCUUUGCCAGCGGAACGUGGAGGAACGGCAGCGGAACGGCGGGCUUCGACCGCAGAAGGAGAGCGGAGCUUUAGAGAGGAGCAGGGCAACGAGCCGAGUACUUCCGAGGGGCGUCGUUCCGACGUUGAGGCUUCAGCGGAGAGUGACGUCAGUAGAGUAGAUGACGGAAGCAGAAGCGAGUUAACGAGAGAAGGGCGCACUGGAGAGAAAGAAGGGGGCCAGUCAUCGGACGGCCCAGAAGCAACGGGACAUGCAGCUGAGUUCAUGCGGAUGGCUCGUGGCGUCAUCUUGCGCCUGAUCACCCACGAGAGCGCGCGGAUCCGUCGGGCCGCUUACGAGGGUUUGUUGAAGGCAUCGACGGGAAACGGACGCCAGAGUGGGGAGGAGGCGACAAAUGCGGAGGUGGCUUUCGUGGGUUGGCUAGCUGCAUCGAAUGAAGUGGUGGUCGAGGUGCUGACACGUGGCAUUCACCAGGAAUCAACGGCCGAGCCUGCUGCGGCCCUCUUCCUGCACCUGGUCGACUCCGUCCCUCCGUCCGAGCGGGCGCGCUUUGCGUCCGCACGUCCGUGGCUGUCCGGCUGCCUCGACCUCCCCCGGGCCACGUCGGCGGCCUUCGCGGCUUCCGGUCUCAUCACCCGCUCCCUCGAAAGCGCUGUCACGCAAGCCCGCAUCCAAAAUGCGACUGGGGGAUCCCUCCAAGGGGCGGAGGAAGCACCCGGGAAGGAGCGACGAAUUCCGGGGGAACGUAUUUCCGGAACAGAGGAAGCGGCUGGAGGGGAGCGAGGGAUUCAGGGGGCCACGUGGCAGGAACUGGAGUGGGAGGAGUUGCGGUGGAAGUUGAUGGGGUUGUUGUCCAAGAACCCGGCGGUGCGUGCAGAAAGCUCGGCGGAUGUAAGGGACAGUCUGAAAGAGCUAGGGGAGGGGCUCUCAGGGCUUUUGCUGGGCGGUGGUCUAGCCGAAGACGGAUCAGAAGACGUCAGCGAUCCAUUCCGUGAUCUGCUGGUCGACGUGCAAGCUCUAGGAGAUGACGUCAGUACGGAAGUUGUGGAAACGGUCCCCGCUCGGGAGCUCCCCGCGGCAACAAGGCGUGACGCCGAGUCGUUGCUGGCGAUCGUACGGUCGCCGCACGUCGAGGACGCCAUCCGACGUUCUGCAUUGGAGCAGCUCCGCGCGAGUACCGCAGAUCGACGGCUGGAGACGCUCCUCGCAGAAGACGAACGGCUGCUAGAGCUUCUGGUGGGCGAGACGCUCAAGUGGGCGCAGGACUGGGGGUCGCCGCUCGACUGCCUAGAACUAGCGGAGCGAGAAGUGCGGGGAGAAGAGCGAGGGUCUGGUGGGUUUGGGCUCUCGGCUUUGGGUUUGCUCGCGCGCCUUUCGAGCUCCAAACCGGCACGGAAAUGGUUGCUGGGCGAUCCGACGGCCAGGAUCCACCCGCUCCUUCCCCUGGUCUUCCAUCCGACGGUCGAGGUGCGCCGCGAGCUAGGGGCCCUGCUGACGGCGCUCCUCUUCUCGGCCGACGAGUUGCUGACGUCACUGGGCUCCGCCGGGACAAGUGUCCCGGUCACUGUACAUAUACCUCCGGCAGCCUCGGAAGCGAUCGGGGACUCUGAACCGAGGACGCCGGUGCCUCUCCCUUUGCUGGCGAGCUUCGCAUUUCCCUGCCCGGUAGUUCCCGCCCGAGUGGCCGGAUCGCUGCCGGAAGAUAACGGCGAAAGGCCGGAGCUUCAGAAAGUGAAGCGGCUCUUGGAGCAGAUGAGGCUACUAGAAGACGGCCCGAUUCCGGCGUGGGAGAAAGUGGAGCGGAAGAGGGGGGCGGGCGGCGACCUUUCGCUGGUGGAGCGACAGGCAUGGGCGGCCGUCCCGGGACUGCUACCCGAAAAAGUGUUUGACACUAUUCUGCGACAGAAUCAGGAAGCGCAGUCUCACGACGACUGCCGGCGCGCCCUCGCCUCCCUUUCCCUCCACGUCAUCCAACACCCCCUCCGUGCCCGUCUCCUGGCCCAAGCCCCAUGGCCCCCCGCCCUGCAACGCUUCCUCUCGGUCCCCCCCAUCAGCGAAGAGGACCAGUCGCUCGCUUGUCUAGUUCUUAACCACAUUCUCACCAUGCUACGUUUGGGGGCAAUGCCUUCCGGAGGACUACUGCUGCUCGCUAGAAUAGCGAGGGACGUCUCGAUUCCUCUCCUGGCAAGAAGCUGGGGAGAAGGAGAAGUGAACGGUCUCAGGCGUGAAUCAGAAACAGAGGCUCGCCGGCGAGAGGGAAAGGGCGGUUUGCGUUCCGGCAGGGGGUCCGGUUCAGACUGGGAAGCUGCCCCCCCUUUCUCAGAGCGCCUGCUCGAGUUUGUUGUCGAGCUGCUGACGUCGGCAGGGGGCCAGGGCAGCCGCCACGUGGCAGCACAGGUCUGCGAGGCGCUUUUGAUCUCGACGGGCUUCGUAGAACGGCUGGUCGCCAUAGCGCGCUCCGAGCGCAGCCCGAUGGGCAUGCGAUGCCUCGCUUUACGGGGCCUCGAAGCGACGGCCGCCCUAGUCCCUCAUUCCCGUGCUUCGGAGGCCUUGCAGAAGCAGGUUUGCGAAUCGGUUAUCCCCCUGGUUAACCUAGUCAUCUCUCUUUCGGGCCAGCCGAAGGACGAUGCGCCCCCGCCGCGGCGUGCGCUCCUGAAACAGGGCCUCUUGGCCCUCCGAGCGGUAACGGUUUCUGCCGGGCCCCGUUUUUGGGACCGCGGCUGGGCGCGCACUGGCGCGACGUUCUGGCUGUCGCGCCUCGGCCGCGACCACGAGGCUUCCGUCCGGGCGUCCGCGUUCGCGCUGCUCGCGAGCGCGGCGUCCGAAGAGGCGCCGGGAACGCGGCACAUGCUGGGUUCCUAUUGGCCGGAGGUCGCCCACGUGGCCGCGAAAGCGGCCCUGGAUGUGCGGGAGUGUUACGCGGUCCGGCAGGAGGCGCUGCAAUUCAUCGCUAUGGCGGGGAGGGCGGAAAGAAGUGACCACUCGGUGGGGGGGGUCUUAACCGGGGAGGAAAGAACGGCCCAGGCUGCGGAGGGUUCCGGGGACUCCAACCGGGGAAACGAGGAUGACGUGGAAGUGGCGUCAGCUGCACCAGAGCAGCCACACGCCGAAGGAGCGGGGCCGGAAGAACUGCACGACGAACGCGCACCUCUGACGUCAGCCCCGCUUACAGAGAUUUCGGAGGGCGCGCUAGACAGAGACGAGGCCAGCUUCUUAAGCGGCGUUCCGGAACGGGGGGGCGGCUUGGGCUUAGAGUCAGCCCUGCGCCGGGAGGGGUUCUGGGAGAGGCUCCCGGGGCUAGUCCUCGAGAAGGACGCGACCGCGGGAUUCUUGCGCGCGCUGACGUCAUUGCUCGCGGCGCUGACGUCAGAGGCGCUGCUUGACGUCUUGGAGGUCCCGGCCAUGUGGCCCCGGUUGCUUCAGUUGCUGAAAGUCCCAACGGUCGGCAAAGCGCAGGAGGCUCUUUGCGAAAGUACUGGUUUUGAGGGCAGGGUUCUGGGGAUGUCCGGCCUUCUCGAUCGGGUGGCGUCGGCCGGGCACGUGGCUGAGGUUGUGGCGAGGGUGGGACACGUGUCGGAACGUCACAGGGCGAUGCUGAUGGGUAGGCUCGGUGCGGUGCCUGCUCUGGCGGAAUCGUUCUGCGCCGUAUCGAAGAUGGGCAAGAAGUGGCCCACUGAGGUAGAGGCUUCGAUGUCGAAAGAGAAGUGGUUGCUAGAGCGAGAACGGGCGGUCGCUUUGGAGAGUCUAGCUUCGGCGCUGAGUGCUGCUAGCUACUGGAAGGCUUCGACGAGUGCGAGUUCGGGGUUGUUCUGUAAAAGUGACACGUGGCCGAGCGAGAGCGCCUUGAGGAAGGUCGUUGCGGCGACGGCCGAGUUGUUGACGGAUGAAGAAGAGGGGGCGGAAGGGGCGCGGAAAGCGGCAGAGCGGAACGGGAAUGGGGGAAAGAAAGACGACGUGACCCCUGUGAGCGGACUAGAGCUUGCCGUCUGUCGCCUGGUCGCUUCGCUCCUCACAGACGGCCCAGCAGCGGCGAAGCUGUUGGGUAAGGAAACAGACAGCGGCUCAGGGGCGCCGGAUUCCGGUGGGCCCCGGAAUGGCGGAGCUGAUUCCGGCGGCACAGAGGAAACGGCAGCUAAAAGGUCUCCGCAAUUUGACGGCGAUAACGGACUAGGCGGAGCGCUUUUCGACGGUCUACUUCCGUUAUACCGCGAGGUCCGCCGCCGACGAAUCGAGGCCCUGUCUUUGGGCAAAUCGUCCGAAUUACUAUCUUGCUCCGAAGCCUUCGCGGCUGUCGGCGGGGCCCUCCGUGCACUCGUCGCCUUCAGCAAGGGCGCGAAAGCGCGCGCGUCGGAAAAUGCCUUCCCGGCGACGCUGCUCGAGAACGCACGCGACACCCAGGCGCUGCUGCGGCUGGAGAGCCUGCACCUGCCACUGCCCAACCAGGGCGCGCUACGUCAGCACCGGCGCGAGGGCGCCGUCGUCACGGUGACGUCAGCAGGGCCCCGGAAGAAAGGCCCCGUCCCGCACGGCGCGCAGCGGGCGCCGCAGCGGAAACGGGCGGACCCACCGUUUGCAAGGCCCUCGGAAACCGAACCGGAUGGGACAUCUUCUAGGCCGCAGAGCGGAGCGGUUGCCGAGGGGGCGGGCGGCGAGAAGGUGACGUCAGACGUGACGUCAGGCGCCUUGCUGGAGGACUUGCUGCUGUCGCUGAGCCUGCUGAAGCACCUGGCGUACGGCAGCGCCGAGGCGGCGGAGGCGAUUUUGGACGCGGGCGCGCUCACGCUGGUGCGGGACACGUGGAACUACGCGCAGGCGGAGGGUGCCGUCUUGCACGAGAUUCUCGGCGUCCUCUGUAACCUGGCGGCAGUCAGCGAGGUCGCCAGGCGGGCGAUCGCGCUUGAAGGCCAGCCGAUCAUCGGGGGUGGCGGUGGCAAAGCGACCGUCAACAAGGGCCUGGUGAUGCUCGGCGUGGUGAAGCUGCUGGGGCGACCGUCGUUGGGCGGCCCCCUGUUCCUGGUCGCCAUGCAGCUCAUGCAGAGCCUGGUCAUGAGCCCCGAGCCGCGCACCGCCCUCCUUCGAACGUCCUUCCUCAUCGACGCACACCAGACGCUUCAACGGGCGGUUGCCACAAAAGAUCUCCAGAAGCAGGAUGCAAUCCUGAACGUCCUCGCCAAUCUUGCGGCCUUUUCCGACGGGCAGAGGGCGCUGCUCAAGUCGCUGGCGUUGUCGGGGCUCUUUGAUCUGGUGCUCGACAUCGCUGCCUCCAGCCCCGGAUCGACUGCCGCUUCCGCGCUGCUCCUGCUCCGCAACCUGGCCUUCGCCCACGAGAACAAGGUCCACUUCCUUUCGAGCCCCCGCGCGCUUCCCGUCCUGCUGACAGCUGUCACGGACGCCGCCCCAGCUGGCACCAACGGCGCGCGCACGCCAAAAAGUGCUGUUAUGCGCGAGCAGGCGCUGGCCGCCUCCGCUCUCUGGGCGCUCGCGUACAACGACCAGCGGGUGGUUGCUGCGCUGCGGUCUGCCGAUGCGUUGCCUAAGUUGGAGGGAUCCCUUCGCAGCCUGCGGAGGGAAAGCGGCGCCAGGGGGAGAGACGUCAACAAGCAUGCUGAGGAAGCGCUUGAAAAAGUCGUCCAGCUGAUGCGAUGAGGGUCCGCCGGUUGCAAAGUUGUGCUGGACGAAUAACGCAGAAAGGUAAAAGGACGCUCUUACAUGAGGUUGUUGCUAGCGAGCAACUUCCUUACACAUCUUUGAAAAGCUGUCUCGUUAGUCUAUUACAGUGCCAAAAUAAGUAAUAAGGCCGCUGUUGUGUUGUAGAAUAGUGAUGCAGCAAGAUUUGAUCAAACCGCCAUGUUGGCAGGCUUAUGCCUCCUUUAGAUUUGCGGAGCUUGAAAUACAGUCGGACAUGCUCAC